AUGAGUCUUGGCGCGACUGGCGAAAAUGAGUUUCAGUACUACACAAUAGAGCGGAUUAUCCAAGGAUGUAUAAUAGGCGACAAAAAGGUGGGAAAAACAACGAUCAUCCGCAGAUUGUCCUGUUUGAUGAAUACUCUGAGCGGCGACAUACGCGACGACUCCAUUAACAAGGUUUCAGGCAUUUAUAGCUAUCAGGAGUUAUCCAUUGGGAUCCGCUUGUUUGACUACCCGCGCCUCGGGGCACUGGACUCCGAUGAAAUUUUUCAGCUCCUCACAGAUAUGCAAGGCGUCAUCUUUGUUUGUGAUAUCAAUGAUAAGGAGUCUAUAGCUACUGCAGCCAGGGGCGCUGAGUGCAUUCGCGCCAAGCGCCCAGAACUAGUUAUCUUACUGGUCUUCAACAAGGAUGACGGAGACUAUGAUCGCUUGGUUCCCACAAACGUCGAAUUGCAGGCCGUUGCCGCAAAGAGCGGAUCCAUCUGCCUACGCUGCAGUGCAAAAGAGAACUACAACAUGGAGGACCUCUUGUUCAAUUUUGUGGAUAACAUUGUGAAUCCCAAUCAGCAAUAUAUGAAGUUUUGUCUGGCCAAGUCCAUAAGUUUGACAAAACUUAAGACAGGGGAGUCCCAAAAGAAUAACGCACACGGGGACAAGAAAGGCUGCUCCGUGAUGUGA
Giardia duodenalis is the source of this 672-nucleotide messenger RNA. RefSeq names its product RAS-related. Gene Ontology annotation, molecular function: GTP binding; GTPase activity. The record is from RefSeq and is a predicted model, not a curated record. The coding region runs from base 1 to 672 and encodes 223 amino acids. Lineage: Eukaryota; Fornicata; Diplomonadida; Hexamitidae. The transcript has a single exon.